Caenorhabditis angaria is the source of this 1932-nucleotide messenger RNA. The record is from the annotation of a GenBank genome assembly. NCBI's taxonomy places the organism in Eukaryota, Metazoa, Nematoda, Chromadorea, Rhabditida, Rhabditidae.
AUGACUACGAAGAUACAGAAAAUCGAAAAGCGGAUCAAACACAAGAAAAAUGAGGUUUUUUUUCUAACGUUUUCUGGAAAAUUAAUUUUGAACCUGAAAAUUUGCAGCUUCUUCUCGAUAUUCGCCCAAUUAUGGAUGAUUUAGCCGAUGAAUUUGAUAACAAAAUUCCAUAUCUGAAAUUUGUUGAAGUUUUCAAUUCAAGAACCAACACCGAAUUUGAGGUAUCUUUAUUUUUUGAGGAAAAAUGAAAAUAGAUAUUACAAAAUAUUUUCAGAAACGUCACAAUGGCCUCAAAAAAUACCUGAAAAAUUGGGAACUUUCACAGGUUUUUCAAGAUGUUCCACAUGAAACGUUGAGAUAUGAUUUGUAUGAAAGUAAGAAUUCAAUCAAAAAAAUAUAUAGAAAAAAAACCAAAAAAAUUUUCAGAUGACAAUAAAGACAAAUUCAUAGUAAUUCAGAAUUUGCCAGAAGGAAUGAAAAGAGUUGGGACUGUUUUACCGAAGAAAAAGAGAAGAAGAGCAACGGUUAUGCCACAGGGUGGAUGUUUUCCAGUUGACGCAGAAGAUAAGAGGAAUAGUUGGGAGGUUUGUGAUUUUUACAAAACCCUAGAGGAAUAAGAUUUGGAAGCUUCGAAACUUGAGAAGAAGGAUUUAAAAAAGGUCAGCGCCUACACAAAAAUAAUUUGAAGGGCCCGCGCCUACAGGAAUAUAAUUCAAAGGGUUCACGUCUACAGAAAUAGGAGUUGAAGUGUCCGCUCCUACGGACCUCGACAAAGGGUUUGAAUAUUUUCGGUUCCAGAAAUGGUCGAUGAUUUCAAAAUUCUUAUCCGAUAAUUUUCCAAAGGUUCCGUGGAUUCUUGAAGUUUGAAUCCAUUUUUUGGAAUUAUGGGCUGAAAUUUGUGAUUGUGAAUUUGCAAGCCUUUUUCCAACACUCUAGAACCCAUUUAGAUUUCCCCAAUUUUUCACAUUUUCAUCAAAUUUUUCUCAGAUUCUCAAUGGAAAAACUGUAGUCUUCACAGUUCCAUGUUGGCCGGGAGUUUCAGCUGAAUUUCGAGCAAAUAAUCAGAAUCUCUAUGAAGAAUUCUUGAACAUUUCUUCGCCGAAAAAGAAAGUAUCGUAAGUUCAUCUCUCUUUCCAUUUUUCAUAAAAUUCGCUAAAUUUUUUCAGAGAAUCAAUAUAUUUGGCUGAAAAAUGGUGGAGUUCAGAGAUUCAAAAAUUGCCACAAAUUCUUUAUAUUGUAUCGAAACUUGAAAUAUUCAAAUUAACAAGUUUGGAUCAAUCAAUAGCUGUAAGUGUAGAUUUUUGUUGUUACCUGAGAAUAAAUUUAUUUGUGUUUCAGGAAGUAUUUCCGAGUGAAUGGGCGGGACAUUCAAAAAAUUUUGGGAUAAAUUAUGGAGUUUUCGGAAUUUCAAAAUCCAAAUUGGUUGAGCUGAAUUUGAUUGUUAGAUGUGAUGCAGAAAAUGCAAAUAUGGUUAGUUUUAGUUGAAUUUUAUUUCUUAUAUUUCAUUUGAAAAAAUUCCAGUUUACAAAAAACGAGAUUAUUAGAAGUUGCAAAUUCGAACCGAUCAAUAAUGAGAUCACCAGUUUAUUAUACGAUUUUGCAGAAAAUUAUAGGAGUUGUUCAAUUGAAAGAGCUAAUAAGGUGAAGUUUUCUUAUUAGUAAUUUUAGAAAAUUAAUAUUCUAAAAUCCUGUUUCAUUCAGAUGUUAUUGGAUAAUAUGACUUCUUGGCGAAAUCGAGAUCCACGAGAUCGAACAUUGGAAAUAAGACAAGUUUUGAGAAAUAAUGAUGAUGAAAGUUAUCCCACAUCAUUUUUCAUUCAAAUAUUUUUUUUCCAGAUUUUUGACUAUGCUCAAAAUGGUGAUGAAUAUUCUGCUGCAAAAUACAAAGAUAUCAUUUUUGUUCCUUUAUAUUUUUCUUCUUCCUAUCGCUAA